AUGAAAUCUAAACAACAACAAGAAGCAACAACUACUGGUGAAAUAAACACUGAAACCAUCAAUUCCAACGACACAAAAAAAGUACCAAUCACUAAUGAAAAAAAAUCAACACCAGUGAUGCAAGAAAAAUGCCAACUACUAGGGAAAGAAACACUAACACCAACAACGCAAGAAAAGACACUAGCCACUAGCGAAAGAAGCUCCAAAAUGGAUGACACCAAUGAUGCGAGAAAAGACACUAACUAUCAGUGA
Messenger RNA from Dentiscutata erythropus, 252 nucleotides. Lineage: Eukaryota; Fungi; Glomeromycota; Glomeromycetes; Diversisporales; Gigasporaceae. The record is from the annotation of a GenBank genome assembly.